Molecule: messenger RNA, 833 nt
Organism: Ectocarpus siliculosus
Lineage: Eukaryota; Phaeophyceae; Ectocarpales; Ectocarpaceae
Source: the annotation of a GenBank genome assembly
AUGGAAUGCACCCCCCUCCGCACCUACGCGAACAUCACGGCGGUCCUCGUCCCCACGGGAUGCCCAUGCACGACCGCCAAAUGCACCCCCACCACGGACCCGGCCACCACCACCCCGGCCGCGGAGAGACCGACGGAGAAGAAACGACGAUUAUGCAAGCCGGGCCGCGUGGCCCUUCCCGCGGAAAGCAUCCCCCCCAGCACCUACGCGGAAAACAAGGCGGCCCUCGUCCCCACGGGAUGCCCAUGCACGACCGCCAAAUGCACCCAAUCUACGGAGGUCGCAGCUUCCACGGCGAGGGCGUACACAGCAGCGGGAGUGAAGGAGAGCGAGGUGCUGGAAUGCACAUGGGCCCAGGUCACCACGCCCACCCUCGUCGCCACACGGAACACCACCACGGCAUGCACCUCCUGGACAGCGACGGAGACGCCGCCGGUAUAGACAUGGACCAUGGCCCCUUUCCGCUCAGGGCAGGACGGCACCCAUACCGCAGCCCCGUCGGUCUACACCAGCGACUGCACGGCCCGCCCCCCGGCCCGCCCGGCAUGGGGGGCGGAAUGCGGUGCGAGGACUUCGGUGACGACUUCCACCCCCGGCAGCAGCACCAUCAGCACCAUCAGCACCACCAGCACCACCAGCACCACCUGCAGCAGCACGGAAGUAUGGCGGCGGGCCCUGGCCACGUUCACCCCUGUCACGAGAGCCCCCCUUUCCCGCCGAUGGUGCCGAUGCAGGCCUACUGAGAAGAACAAGCACCGUGAUCUACGGCUGGUUGAACGAUAUGUUGCUGCUGAACAGAAAGCUACGACGAGGCAGUAGCAUUGACGUGGAGU